GAUCAUAUCACUUAACAUUAUUUAAACUUAUGUUAUAACACCAAUGGUAACAUUAUUCAGUUUUUAAGCCCACCGCAUGCCUCCCGAACGACCCAAACUCCACAACACGGGUCAAAUAAUUACUUGACCCCAUCCGUUACAAAUUGGCAACAAAUUUCAAAAUUAGUGCCUUUCUCACAACGUUAUUGAACAACUCAUAUAUACACACGACCAUGAUUCCAAGAUUAAGACAACUCAAAACUAUAUCCAGGCUCCAAAACCCAUUUCAACCUUUUCACUUGUCGCACUCGUAUGCCAUUGCUAUUGAUUCUGAUAUCGUGGUCGAGCCUUUUGCUCCAUCUCAUACACACAAUGCACACAAUACAUUCGAUAUUUGUCCUCAAAGAGACAUUUCGUAUUAUAAUCACUUGCUUUUUGAGUACUCUCGCAAUGGUCUUAACCAAGAGGCGUUAAGCCUUUAUGCAGGUAUUCAUGGCUCGGGUUUUUUAGUGGACGGGUCUAGCCUUUCCUGUAUAAUAAAGGUUUGCGCAAGCUUGCGUCAUUGUGUUUUUGGAAAACAAGUGCAUUGUCAAUGUAUUAAAAGUGGGUUUUUUGGAAAUGUUAGCGUUGGCACGUCACUUGUUGAUAUGUAUAUUAAGAAUGAGAAUUUAGAUGAUGGGAAAAUAGUGUUUGAUGAGAUGGAAGAGAAGAAUGUGGUCACUUGGACUUCGUUACUUGCAGGUUAUGCACAGAAGGGUGCUAUUGAUAAGGUGAUAGAAGUUUUUAAUGUUAUGCAAGUAGAGGGUAUCGAGCCGAAUCCGUUUACUUUUGCAACCAUUCUUGGAGCUUUGGCGGAUAAGGGAGCUAUAGAAGGGGGAGUUAUAGUGCACACCAUAGUUAUUAAGAAUGGUUAUGAGGUGACUAGGUCUGUGGGAAACUCUUUGGUCAAUAUGUAUUCUAAGUGUGGGAUGAUUAGAGAGGCUAUAGGUGUGUUUGUCAGAAUGGAGUGGAGGGAUGUGGUUUCUUGGAAUGGGAUGAUUGCAGGUCUUGUAAUGAACGGACUUGAGUUGGAAGCCCUUGAUCUAUUCUAUAGCAUGAUGCUUGCCAAUGUAAAGUUGACGCAGACAACUUUUGCUACGGUUAUUAAGUUAUGUGCUAACCUCAAGGAAGUGAAGUUUGCCAGGCAGAUCCAUUGUCAAGUUGUUAAGAGCGGGUUUGGAAAUUAUGAUAACAUUCAAACAGCUCUACUUGUCUCCUUCAUGAAAGGGGGUGAAAUGGAUGAUGCAUUUAAGUUGUUCUCUACCAUGGGUGGAGCCCAGAACGUGGUAACGUGGACAGCAAUCAUUGGGGGAUACUUACAGAAUGGCAGACCAGAGCGGGCAGUAGAUCUCUUUCAUCAAAUGAGGACAGAAGGCGUUAGAUCAAAUCAUUUCACUUAUUCAACAGUGCUCACAGUUCAUCCCUGGAUUUCAUUGUUUCAAGUGCAUGCGGAAGUCAUAAAAAUCAAUUAUGAGAAAUCAACUUCAGUAGGAACCGCGUUACUGGAUGCUUAUAUUAAGAUAGGAAAAACUAGUGAAGCUGCAAAAGUUUUUGAACUAAUAGAAGAGAAGGAUGUUGUUGCAUGGUCUGCAAUGUUAGCUGGAUUUGCCCAAGGAGGAGACCCUGAGAGAGCUGUAGGAGUUUUCUGCCAAUUGGCCAAGGAGGGUGUCAGGCCAAAUGAGUAUAGCUUCUCUAGUAUAAUCAAUGCAUGUGCUUCACCCAUGGCAGCAACAGAGCAAGGGAAACAAUUUCAUGCAAGCUCAAUCAAAUCAGGAUAUAGUAAUGCUGUAAUUGUGAGCAGUGCUCUCUUUUCCUAA
Molecule: messenger RNA, 1835 nt
Organism: Olea europaea var. sylvestris
Lineage: Eukaryota; Viridiplantae; Streptophyta; Magnoliopsida; Lamiales; Oleaceae
Product: pentatricopeptide repeat-containing protein At2g27610
Exons: 1
Coding region: 213-1835 (540 amino acids)
Biological process (GO): RNA modification
Molecular function (GO): RNA binding; protein binding
Source: RefSeq, a predicted model, not a curated record